This is a messenger RNA of Quercus robur (English oak), 1206 nucleotides long. RefSeq lists its product as uncharacterized. Bases 1 to 1206 code for a protein of 401 amino acids. The record is from RefSeq and is a predicted model, not a curated record. The transcript has 2 exons. Lineage: Eukaryota; Viridiplantae; Streptophyta; Magnoliopsida; Fagales; Fagaceae.
AUGGGACUCAAGAGAAAGCCCCCGACCCCCCUACUCGAACUCCUCGAGGGUCAACCUGGGAAGGAUACGCAGGGAAUGCCACAACCCAAGGUUCCUUCCCCACCACCUCAGCCCCAGAUUGUCCAGACUAGGUCAUCUUCCACCAAGUCACAGCCACAAUCCCCCCACCCCAAACUUCCUGCUUCCUCCCAACCAUCUCUACCUCCUCGGCCGGAAGGCACUGCUUCGAAGAGAAAGAGGAGCCCCAAGGGCAAGGAAAUCAUGGACGAGGGAAAAUCCCAACCUUCUAAGGAGAAGGAGGAGGCUCCGCGUACAAAACAACUGAAGCUUGGGCACCAAAGCAAGGGUAAAGAGACUGAAGUUCAAUCCUCUCAAGGCAAGGGAAAGGGGAUCGAGGCCCAGUCCUUGCCAAGCGCCUGGCUUCCUGCCCCAAUGCUUCACGGGGGUCCACUGCUGGAAACUGCAUCCAUGAGGGACCUUGGAGAUGGCAAGGGUGGCUACGUGGCAGACGCAUUAGGGAGAACCAUGCUACUUCCUACUGACAUGGAUGGUCUGAGGAAAAUGAGGAUGCAGGAGGUCUUCCUCAGUACUAAGAGGUACUUGGGCAUGGCUCUCCAGGCCACUUAUAGGAUGGAGGAAGAGGUGAAUAAUAAGAGUAAGACGGCCGAGAAUGAACGCACUAAGCGCAUAACGGCCGCGAAGACUCUCCAAGCCUUUGAGGAUGAACUCACCAAGGCCAAGGCUGACCUAACAGUUGCUAUCCGUGAAAGGGAUAGCGCAUCAGCGGGCCUAGCUAGUGCCCAAAAACAGGCCGAGGACCAAACAAAACGUCUACUUGAAGCCGAGGAUCAGUUGCAAAUAGCUAAAGAUCUGAUCGAGGAUUUAAGUAAAAAGCUGGCCGCGGCCGAGCAUGACAAAGGUGUGGUGGAGUAUGCUCGUGACGAAGCCAUAAGGGUCAAGCGGGAGGCCGAGUUUGCCAGAAAUGAGGCUGAGGUUGCCAAGGAAACGGCCGAGGAUGAUGGUUAUAAUGCAGGGGUAGCUGAAACCCAAGCCAUCCUUAAAGCCCAGAUUCCUGGAGUAUGCAGGCUUUACUGCUCCCAGGUUUGGGAAGAGGCAUUGAAGCGAGCUGGGGUGAAUGCUUCAUCCGACUUGUGGAAAGCGGAGAACAUAUUCUACCCUACAGCCAUCCGUAAUAUAAAAUUAUAA